This is a messenger RNA of Lytechinus pictus (painted urchin), 4057 nucleotides long. Its product is annotated as multiple epidermal growth factor-like domains protein 8. The coding region runs from base 323 to 1432 and encodes 369 amino acids. The transcript is spliced from 4 exons. The record is from RefSeq and is a predicted model, not a curated record. Lineage: Eukaryota; Metazoa; Echinodermata; Echinoidea; Temnopleuroida; Toxopneustidae.
GAGUCCAACUUUUGUGUAGCGAUGGAGUCGUAACAGCAGAUCCCGAAGCCAAAUAGGGCCAGAGAAAGGAGAGUUAUAUAUCUGGAUUUUAUCUCACAAACAUUUACCAACAACCAGUGUGGAAUGAAAUACGAUAUUUCAGAUGCGAUGGAGGUAAAAUGGACUUGGAAUGGUAAUUCAUUUCGGUAGGAAAUCUCGGCUUUUGUCCUUCCUGUCAGUGCUGUUUUCGCUCCGCAAGCCACUCUGAUGAAUGUGUGUGCAUGUUGUGUGUGGACUGAGCUGUGUCUUUGCGGUUGAUAAGCCCAUCAGCUGUUUCUGACGAAUGAACAACAUGGCGAAAGGACAGCUAAAUGUAAAUCACUGCUGCCCAGAGACGGGUCACCUCCCGUCUCGGUUUUACUCCAAGAGAAGUGAAGAAAACAUGGAUAUGAUUUUCACCCUGGCAGAAAAUGUGAGAUGUAUGCAGCGAGGGAGAGAGGAUAACUCUCUUUCGAGGGAAAGAAACGGACCCAGCCGAUCAACAGAAAUGUGGAAAAGUGGUCGGUUACGGGAUGGCAGCUCGUCAAGAAAUAAAGAACUGCAAAGGGACUUGAAAGAAAGCAAUUUGCCAGGAUGUAUCAAGAGGAAUAUGUCACAGACAGUCCACCAAUUAUUUCCAUCCAUGUCGUAUUGGAAGACAUUUUUAUUUGCUGUUUUAUUGUGUGUGUUUUUGAAGAGCCAGAUGUGUUCUGCAAAGUGUUAUGGACUUGGCCCGACUGGCCGUGCCAUAUUGACUGACCUGCAGGGGUUUAUUUCGGACCAUCCAAAUGAGAGUUAUCCCAUUUCAACGGAGUGUGAGUGGUUAAUACAAGCACCAAACUCAGAUAUGAAGAUCAUGUUGACAUUCUCCAAAUUUGCCACGGAAUGUGGCUAUGACUUUGUCAGCGUUUAUGAUGGUAACUCUCACCAAAGUCCGAUGAUUGCUGCCCUCAGCGGUGACUCUAUUCCGUCCACAUUGAUGGCUGAAUCUGGCCAGAUGCUGAUAUAUAUGUACAGUGAUCGUAACUAUAAUCUACUCGGAUUCGAUGCGACGUAUACCAUCGAAGACUGCCCCCAUGGAUGUUCAGGCCAUGGGACCUGUGUCGACUAUUCCUGUGUGUGUUAUUCUGGCUACCAUGGAGACAGCUGUGAGAGACUCAAUUGCCCGUACGAGUGCGGCUCAGAAUGGAAUCAAGGAAGUUGCCAACAAUCGGGUAUACAGCAGUGUGCGUGCUCACCAGGCUUUGUCGGGGAGGGGUGCAGCCUUUCAACAAACAGCAACUUAGGGUGGGGUGAGACCUUCCUCAUCUCUAGCGGUGACAGUGGAGGACUAAGCAAGAGGGCGGGGCAUGCGUCCGUUUAUCAUGAGGACACCGAUAGCCUCUGGACUUUUGGAGGUAUUGUUUUCAUUUGACUCUAUUGGGAAAAUGUUAAAUAUUCAAUUCAAUUCAAUUCAAUUCAAUCAUGGUUUAUUUCGUAUAAAAACAAUACAUGUUUAUACAAAGCCAGAAGGCUGAAAUUAACAUGUUUUACAAUAAAACGUUCACAAAGCAUGGAUAAAAGCAAACAAUUUACAAUGUACAUAGAAAAUAAAUAAAUUUUAAAGAGCAAGUGUACAUAAGAAAUCAUUAAAAAUAAUAAAAUAAAAUAAAAAAAGAAAUACAAUUUUAAAAAGUGAUGAAUAUUAGACAAUUAAAAAUUCAAAUAUCAAUUGGAUUGAAAUGGAGACUAAAACAAUGGCAAUAAUUUGAGUUGAUUUCAAGGGUAUGAAAAUAAAAAUUUAUUUAGAAUUUAGUAAAUCAAUGAAAUAUGGUAUUGCACUUAUUCUAAAGCGAUCUGUUUUGCAUUUUAACUGAGCAAAGUUUGGAACACUCCUUAAUGAGAUUGAGACAUUUUUCCUUUUUGGUAGCCAGUUAUUACAGUAAGGGUUUUUAAAAAGAGAUUUAGCAAACUCCAAACAGUCUUUUUCGUCUUCUUUCAAGACAGUCUAAUCCACAUUUUGUUAAUGCAUUUUCAUAAUCUAUAAAAUCUAAGCCAAGAAUUAUUUUGCAAACCCUUUUUUGUAUUUUUUCUAAGUCCUUAACCUGUUUAGCAGUUAGUGCUCCAUUGAAAACCGGUACACAAUACUCCAAAAUUGGACGAAUAUAUCCAAUGUAAAUUUGAACAAGGUCUGACAUAGGGAGUUUAUAUUGUUUGACAAGUCUGAACAUAUACAAUUUUCUGUUACACCUUUUUAUAAUAUCUGAAAUUUGUUUAUCCCAUUUUAAGUUUGACUGAAUAUAAACACCAAGUAUUUUAACAGUUUCUGAAUAUUGCAGAGAAGUGUCACCAAUAUGCAAUAGAUUAGGUAAUGGUGGAUUUUUUGAGAAAGUAACUCUGAUUACAUUGCAUUUAUUCGGAUUUAGUUUCAUAUGAUUAUCAGAUGACCAGGUAACGAGUGCAUUUAGAUGACAUUGUAAUACAGAAGGAGUUUGUAUUGAACGAUUCUCAACUAUAGUAAGAUCAUCAACAUAUUUAAAGUGCGGUAAAGAAUCAUUCUGACACGCAUCAUUAAACGUGAUCAAAAAUAAUAUCGGGCCUAAUUUCGUUCCUUGCGGCACUCCAGCAUGAUUUGUAAUAUACGGAGACAACACGCCCUGAUAUUUAACAGAUUGUGAACGAUUUUCUAAAAAACUAACAAUCCACUCAAUUAUGCAAGGUCUUACGUUAAAUCCAAUUAAUUUUCGAAUCAGAAUAUUAUGGUCAAGUCUAUCGAAGGCUUUGGAAAAGUCUGUGCAAACUAUGGUGGAUAUUGAUUUAGAUUUUUCACAGUUAUCCAAUACACAAUGCAAUAAUUUUAUCAAAUAAUGGGUAGUUGACAGACCUUGUCUGUUUUCGUAUUGAUGAAUGUCAAUAUAUUUAGAAAUAUCUUCAAAUAACCAUUUUGUAAUGAAUGAUUCUGCAAUUUUAGCGAAUUGACAUGUAAGAGACAUAGGUCGAAGUUCUUUAAUAUUCGGUGGUUGUGACUUGGGAAUGGGAACAACCUGACUUCUCUUCCACUGCCAAGGUACUAACCCUUGUUGAAAUGAUGUAUUAAGGAUAUUGGAAAGAGGAUGGCUUAGUUCACAUGCGAAUUCACGAAUUACACGAGGGGGUAAGUCAUCUGUUACACCUGCUUUACUGCAUUUUAGUUUCUUUAGCAUAGAAUACACCUGAUAAGGUUGUACUUCUGGGCAAACACAAGGAGAAGGUAAGAAAGCUGGUAAGCAACUUCUAUCCAACGGCGCCAAAUCUGAUGCUAUAUUAAUGAAAUGCUUAUUAAUGGUAUCAGCAGUCUUCUCUUGACGAUCUUUAUCAUUAGGUUCAACACCAGGUACAGCAAUAACGUUAGAUUUUAAAGCCUUAUCUUGCUUGUUACCUGUAUAAUGUACAGUAUUUAAACCCUCUUCUCCAGAAUAGAAUUUGUUGAGCAUUCAGGAUUAUUUUCUGUAACUUUCUGAUAUUCAAUCACUAUCAUUUUAAAGGUAGAUUUAGCUGCUCAAAUUUUACCUUUUUUUUUCGAAGGAAAAUUGCAAAAAAUGCAUAAAAAUGGCAAUACAUCUAGAAAAUCCAAAUUGCAAUUUUCACAAAGAAUCGAUUGUUGAAAAAAGAUUAAAUGGCCAAAUAAUUACAGAUGUGGGAAUGUCAGAUUUCUCUCACUGAUCUCUGAAAUGAGAGUGGAUUCAUGUUCAUACGUGAGUUUCUGGGCAAGUACAAUUUAGUGGUUGUAAUGUGCCAUGAUGCGUGAACAAUUUGGUAAGCUGUUGGUCUCAGAUUAAAGAUGAGAUUCCACUCUUACCAUACAUGUACAUGUAAAUGUCAAAUGUAUAGAUAAUAAAAACAUAAUUAUUAAUUGUAAAAUAUACUGUACCUCUGAAAACAGGUUUCCUUUUUUGUAGGACACACUGUAUAAACCACUUCUCCAGCAUAGAGAUGGGUUGAACAUUUCAGGAGCUUUGUCUGUAGCUUUCUGAUAGGCAAUCACUAGAAAAGAAUAGCUGCUUGAAUUUUAAUUUUUUUC